Nerophis lumbriciformis (worm pipefish) is the source of this 3814-nucleotide messenger RNA. Lineage: Eukaryota; Metazoa; Chordata; Actinopteri; Syngnathiformes; Syngnathidae. The record is from RefSeq and is a predicted model, not a curated record.
AAUUGCCUUUCAAAUGUCUAUUCUUGGUGUUGGGUUUUAUCAAAUAAAUUUCCCCAAAAAUGCGACUUAUAUAUGUUUUUUUCCUUCUUUAUUAUGCAUUUUCGUCCGGUGCGACUUAUACUCCAAAAAAUACGGUAUUUGCUUUGUUUGCAACAGCCACCUGCCUGGCACCACGCCGUGCUAAAAGAAAUGUGUGUCGCAGGCUGACGCAAAUCUUUGUUUACAGAAUCUUCUCCGCGCGGACCGAGACCCGGGACUCUCCGGCAAAGAAAGAGGCGGUGGAGUAUGCUUCUUCAUCAACAGUAACUGGUGUACAGACCAGAUAACCCAACACUGCUCUCCUGCUCUGGAAUAUAUUUUCAUUCACUGUAAGCCCUUUUACUCACCGCAUGAGAUAAUUUCAUUCAUACUGGUGGCUGCCUAUAUACCGCCCAGCGCGAACGUGCAUGACGCUUAGCGCAAGCUUGCAGGCCAGAUAUUACAUGUGGAACGGUCUUUUCCGGACUCUCUUGUUAUCGUACUUGGUGACUUUAACAAGGGAAAUUUGAGGCAGGAAUUACCCAAGUAUAGGCAGUAUAUUAAAUGCCCGACCAGAGAGGAGAACACUUUGGAUCACUGUUACACUACAACGGAGACGGAAACUGGCUAAACCUGUUAUGAAGACCAUUAAGAAGUACACCGCUGAGGCUGUGGGGGAGCUGUGCGCAUGUUUGGAGACGACAGACUGGGAGGCAAUUGGAGCGGCCACGGGCAAUCUGGACGAGAAUACGGACACUGUGACCUCAUACAUUCAGUUCAAUUAAGCGCGAAUCAUUCCAACGUGCAGCCGGGCUUGUUAUAACAACGACAAGCCCUGGUUCACACCCAAGCUCCGACAGCUGCGCAAGAAGAAGGAGGCUGCGUGGAAGAGCGGGGACCGGAGUACCUACAGAGAAGCGAAGUACCACUUCAACAGGGAAGUGGAGAAAGCUAAAUCUGUGUACUCUAACCGUCUGUAGGAACAGUUCAGCUCCAAUGAUUCUGCGGCCGUGGGGAGAGGGCUAAGGGCCCUUACAAACUAUAAGCCCAAAGUCCCCCAGGCCCUGAGCGAGAGUCUGGUCAUUCUCGCUCAGGGCCUCAACACACAUUACUGUCGUCACAAACGGCCUUCAGCUCAUCAAAGCUCUGCUCCCCCCACCAUCACCCUCCCCACCAACGCCAGCAUUUCAUUAAAGGACUCCAAGAACAUUACAGGACUUCAUCAAAGGCCCUCUCCAUCCGAGAGGAGGAUGUACGCCGGCAGAUCUUGAAGCUGAACACGCGGAAGGCCCCCAGGCCGGAUGGUGUCUCCCCCUCCACCCUCAGACACUGCGUGGAUCACCUGGCUCCUGUCUUCACUGACAUUUUUAACACCUCUCUGGAGCUAUGCCGCGUGCCGUCCUGCUUCAAGACCUCCACCAUUGUCCCUGUCCCCAAGAAACCACGGAUCAAAGGACUUAAUGACUAUAGGCCGGUGGCGCUGACGUCUGUGGUCAUGAAGUCCUUUGAGCGCUUGGUCCUGCCCCACCUCAAGGACAUCACCGCCCCUCUCCUGGACCCACUGCAGUUCGCCAACAGGUCUGUGGAUGAUGCAGUGAACCUGGCCCUCCACUUCAUCCUGGAGCAUCUGGACUCCCCAGGAACCUACGCCAGAAUCCUGUUUAGGGAUUUCAGCUCUGCCUUCAACACCAUCCUCCCUGGACUGCAACGAGACCAACUCUACCAGCUCAGCGUGCCCGACUCCCUCUGCAGUUGGAUCAAUGACUUCCUGACGGAUCGAAGACAGCAUGUGCGGCUGGGGAAGAUUGUCUCGGACAGUCGAACCACGGACACUGGUACUACUCAGGGCUUUGUACUUUCCCGCUGGCUCUCCUCCCUGUAUACAAACCGCUGCACCGCCAGUCACCAGUCACCAGUCCGUAAAGCUGCUCAAGUUUGCGGGCGACACUACCCUCUCCGGCUCAUCUCGGAUGACGACGAGUACGCCUACAGGAGAGAGGUGGACCGGCUGGUGUCCUGGUGCAGCCUCAACAACCUGGAGCUGAACGCCCAGAAAACAGUGGAGAUGAUCAUGGACUUCAGGAAAGUCACAGCUCCACCAUCCCCCCUCACCCUGAUUGACUCUCCCACCCCCGUCUCUAUUGUGGGCUCCGUCCGUUUCUUGGGCACCACCAUCACCCAGGACCUCAAGUGGGAGCCGACCAUCAGCUCCCUCAUCAAGAAGGCCCAGCAGAGGAUGUACUUUCGGCAGCAGCUGAGGAAACUUAAGGUGCCGACCGAGAUGCUGGUGCAGUUUUACUCAGCCAUCAUCAAGUCCAUCCUGACCUCCUCCAUCAUCGUGUGGUUCCCCGGCGCCACAGUCCGGGAUAAGCAUCGACUGCAGCGCAUUGUACGUGCUGCUGAGAAGGUGAUUGGCUGCAAGCUCCCUUCCCUCCAGGACCUGUUCUCCUCCAGGACCAGGAGGCGUGUGGGUCGGAUCACAGCUGACUCUUCUCACCAUGGACACAAACUAUUCUCCCCUCAGGCAGGAGACUACGGUCCAUCCAGACCCACACCUCCCGCCACCUGAACAGUUUUUUCCCCUCGGGCCAUCAGGCACAUGAACAAUAACAAGAUCUGAUAACUCAGUUACAGCUCAUUUUAUUACCUAUUCUGUGUUAUAUGUGUUUUAUGUUGCACGAUUGCACCAAGAAAAAUUCCUAAUUUGUGAACCAGUUCUCAAACAAUGGCAAUGAAAAAAAAAUAAAAUUCUGAUUCUGAUUGUGAUUCUGAAAUGUAAUUCUUAUUGUACAAAUUGUUACAUUGGAAAACGUUGGUAAAACGCAGGCUUCUCAGAGGGUGAGAUAACACCUGGAGAUUACUGGCUUGAAAUUACCAAGGGUAUAGAUGUGUGUGUCCAUGUUAAAGGACACGGCAGGCUGUCUUCUUCUAAUGGAUUUAUUACAAUCUUCGGCAAGCCGGGUAACGUAUGCUGUGGUCUGGAACAAUGUGACACACAAAACUAUCGGAAAUGCAGCCAAUAAUACAUACAGAUACAGACGUCAUGAGACAUGCAAAUAUAAAUUAAAGACACAGAUGACACAAGUAAAGAAAAUUAAAUCAAAUAAAAUAUAUCUACAAACCCAUCUAAAAUGGACUGAUGCAAAGUGGAAAAGUGUUCUGUGGUCUGACAAGUCCACAUCUCAAAUUGCUUUUGGAAACUGUGGACCAAAUAGGAAAAGCACCAUCCGGAUUGUUUUAGGCGCAAAGUUGAAAAGCCAGCAUCUGUGAUGGUAUGGGGGUGUAUUAGUACCCAAGGCAUGGGUAACUUACACAUCUGUGAAGGCACCAUUAAUGCUGAAAGGUACAUACAGGUUUUGGAGCAACAUAUGUUGCCAUCCAAGCAACGUCUUUUAAAUGGACGCCCCUGCUUAUUUCAGAAAGACAAUGCCAAGCCACAUUCUGCAUGUGUUACAACAGCGUGGCUUCGUAGUAAAAGAGUGCGGGUACUAGACUGGCCUGCCUGUAGUCCAGACCUGUGUCCCAUUGAAAAUGUGUGGCGCAUUAUGAAGCCUAAAAUACCACAACGGAGACCCCCGGACUGUUGAACAACUUAAGCUGUACAUCAAGCAAGAAUGGGAAAGAAUUCCAUGUGAGAAGCUUAAAAAAUGUGUCUCCUCAGUUCCCAAACGUUUACUGAGUGUUGUUAAAAGGAAAGGCCAUGUAACACAGUGGUAAAAAAAUGCCCCUGUGCCAACUUUUUUGCAAUGUGUUGCUGCCAAUAAAAAGUUAAUUAUUUGCAAAAAUAAAUGAAGUU